ACUGGAAGCUGCGAGCGUCGCGUGAUCAGUUUGCCAACUUGGUUCGCUGUUAGCUACCCACCAUCGAUUCCUCGGAAAUUCCUUCAGCCUACAUCGCGCAUCAGAAUUGAGGAUUCGGCGUUCCAACCAUCACACAUCGGUGCGUCUCUGCUACCACCACCUCCGACGAAUAGCAGCCUCGACGCCGAUCUGCGUGGAACCUCCCAACCACAACGAAUUGCGCCGUCACUGAUUUUCCUGACGCCUUCUCUGUGGCUUCCAAAGUCCCCUCUAACCAGCAUCAAUAUAUAGUCUCAGCAGCAACCUCGGUGAUCUCCCACCACUUCAGCCCCGCAGGUUCGAACCAAUGCCGCAAACACUCAGUACGAGAGAGGCCAACCUCUUUCGUACCGUCAUCCGCUACUAUGAGGAUAAACAGUACAAGCGCGGCCUCAAGGCUGCCGAGCAGAUCCUCAAGAGGAACCCCAAACAUGCCGAUACAAUGUCGAUGAAGGCCCUGAUUCUCAAUGCCCAAGGCAAGACCGACGAAGCCUUUGCCCUCGCCAAGGAGGCAUUGACCAUCGAUAUGAAGUCGUACAUCUGCUGGCACGUCUACGGCAUCCUCUACCGCACCAACAAGAACUUCGACGAGGCCAUCAAGGCCUACAAAUUCGCCCUGAAGCUUGAACCAGAUUCGCACCAGAUCCAGCGCGACCUGGCCGUCCUCCAAGUGCAGAUGCGCGACUACCAGGGCUACAUCCAGAGCAGAUUUGUCAUGCUCAAGGCGAGACCCCAAGUGCGCCAGAACUGGACCGCCCUUGCCAUCGCCUACCACCUUGACGGCAAUCUGCAGCAGGCCGAGAACAUCCUCAGCACCUACGAAAAAUCCGUCACAACCACUCCCUUGAGGACCGACUUUGAGAACUCGGAGGCCCUUCUAUACAAGAACUCAAUCAUUGCCGAGAUGGGGGAUAUUCAGAGGGCGCUGGAUCACUUGGAGUCGGACUGCAGGAACUGCCUCGACCGUUUGGCCGUCAUGGAGUUUCGGGCAAAUUACCUAGCGCAGCUAGGCAGGAAAGAGGAUGCCGCAAACGCCUACCGAGCAUUACUGGACAGAAACUCCGAGCACCCAGACUACUACAAAGGCUUGAUUGCCGCCCUGGACAUCCCCGCGGACGAUGAGGAUGCCCUGAAGGCUGUCUUCGACGAGUAUGCCACCAAAAGCCCUCGUUCUGAUGCCGCGAAGCGCCUUCCCUUGGAUUUCUUGUCUGGCGACCGAUUCCGCACAGCCGCCAAGGCAUAUCUUACUCUGAUGUUCGAUAAGGGCGUCCCCUCAACCUUUGCCAACUUGAAGCAUCUGUACUCGGACCCGUUCAAGAAGGAGACCCUGCCUACUCUGGCUCAGGAGUACCUCGAUGAACACCGCGGCGCCACUGGGGUCGAGACCAAGACAAACGGCGAUAGCUCCAAGGGUGAGGGAGCCGCCCUCUACUUCCUGGCUCAGCACUAUAACUACCACAUGUCGCGCGAUCUAUCCAAGGCGACCGAGUUCGUUGAGAAGGCGAUCGAACUCGAUCCCAAGAACGUCGACUUCCACAUGACCAGGGCCAGGAUAUUCAAGCACCAGGGCGACACAGCAAAGGCUGCCGAAGCCAUGGACCACGCCCGCUCGCUCGAUACGAAAGAUCGCUACAUCAACUCCAAGGCUGCCAAAUACCAGUUGCGGAACAAUGAGAACGAGAAGGCGCUGGCGACGAUGAGCCUGUUCACACGCGCCGAGACGGUUGGAGGGCCUCUGCACGAUCUGACAGAUAUGCAGUGCAUCUGGUAUCUCACCGAGGACGGCGAGGCGUGGGAGCGGCGGGGGAAUAUCGGCUUGGCUCUCAAGCGCUACCACACCGUCCACAACAUUUUCGACAUCUGGCAGGAGGACCAGUUUGACUUCCACAGCUUCUCCCUUAGGAAGGGACAGAUCCGGGCCUACAUCGACCUGGUCCGCUGGGAGGACCGGAUUAGGGAGCAUCCCUUCUACUUCCGGGCGGCUUUGGACGCGGUCAGCCUCUAUUUGUCGAUGCACGACAAGCCUCAGCACGGCGCUAACGGCGUCGAGGGCGGCCAUGCGAACGGCGAGGACGCCGCCGAGCGGAAGAAGGCGGCCAAAAAGGCCAGGAAGGAGGCGCAAAAGGCGGAACGGGAAGCUGCCGAGAAGGCUGCCAAGCAGGACCCAAACAAGGGCAGCAGCAGUGCUCAGAAAAGCAAAGACGGCGAAGAGGCAAAGAAGAAGGACGAUGAUCCAAACGGGAUCAAGCUGGCCGCCACGGCAAACCCGCUCGGAGACGCCAUGAAAUUCCUGUCGAAUCUGUUGCAGUUCAGCCCCAAGAAUAUCGAAGGCCAGAUCGCAGGCUUUGAGAUCUUCAUCCGCAGGAACAAAUACCUCCUGGCUCUGCGCUGCUUGAAGGCUGCGCUUGCGAUCGACAAGGAGCAUCCCAAGGUGUUGGACCAGGUGGUCAGGCUGCGGGAAGCUUUGGACAGCACUAUGGAUUCGCUGGCGCCCAAAGUCAAGGAGGUGAUUGAGUCAGAGCUCUCUGCUGUGCCCGGGGCUUAGGAUAUUCUCUGGACAGCACUCACGGAGAUGGUUUAUUCAGCCACGGCUGCUCCUCUGGACCCGUACAACCGCGUGAUCUCGACCACUGGGCCUCUCGCAAGCGAUAUCUAAUUUCUCGAUGUCUAUUUCUGGGGCGGGUGAGGUUUAUUCCCCGGUGUAGUUAUCCACGCCAGGUUGAGGAUGUAGACAAACAAAAUAAGGCGGUAUUAUACAAAACAGUACAGUAAGGUAGAGAGGUUUCAUGGGUGGAGUGGUUUCUUGCGCGGACAUGCCUUAGUGUCCUUCUUUGCUGAGAGGUACAUGUAUCCAACUGAUUGGCUUUUUCUCACUCGUCGAGGGUUUGUCAUUAAAUGAACAUGCUUUGAGUCACG
Molecule: messenger RNA, 2955 nt
Organism: Parathielavia appendiculata
Lineage: Eukaryota; Fungi; Ascomycota; Sordariomycetes; Sordariales; Chaetomiaceae
Product: N-terminal acetyltransferase A, auxiliary subunit
Exons: 3
Coding region: 347-2584 (745 amino acids)
Biological process (GO): N-terminal peptidyl-methionine acetylation
Cellular component (GO): cytoplasm; NatA complex
Molecular function (GO): protein binding
Source: RefSeq, a predicted model, not a curated record